CCUGGAGCACAUACUGUCGUCCUGUCCUGCAUUUCUGCCUCAUCCUGUGGACAACUUCUCUCUAGCCUGACAAAAUGUGUGACCAGUUUGUGGGCACCUGGAAGCUCCUUUCUAGUGAAAACUUUGAGGACUAUAUGAAAGAGCUGGGUGUGGGGUUUGCUACCAGGAAAAUGGCUGGUGUGGCCAAGCCCAAUGUGACCAUCAGCAUCAAUGGGGAUGUGAUCACCAUCAAAACAGAAAGUACCUUCAAAAAUACAGAGGUCUCUUUCAAGCUGGGUGAAGAGUUUGACGAGACCACAGCAGAUGACAGAAAAACAAAGAACGUCAUAACCUUAGACAGUGGCAUAUUGACCCAGGUGCAGAAGUGGGAUGGAAAAGAAACUACCAUAAAGAGAAAAGUGGUGGAUGGGAACCUGGUGGUGGAAUGCGUCAUGAAUAAUGUUACGUGCAAAAGAGUGUAUGAAAAAGCAUGAAGAAGCCAUCUUCACAUAGGACUAACGCUUAAAGCUGGAGAAAAGCAACUUAACUUAACCAAAGGAGAAAAACUCCACAAAUCAAUUUUAAAGAGAACUGUGCUUUUUAUAGAUAUAUCCCCAAAGCAUGACACACAGCUGGUUUAAUUUGUUGUGGCUAUUCAAUAAAAUGUUCUGCUUUCUACAA
Molecule: messenger RNA, 660 nt
Organism: Chaetura pelagica (chimney swift)
Lineage: Eukaryota; Metazoa; Chordata; Aves; Apodiformes; Apodidae
Product: fatty acid-binding protein, adipocyte-like
Exons: 4
Coding region: 75-473 (132 amino acids)
Biological process (GO): fatty acid transport
Cellular component (GO): cytosol; nucleus
Molecular function (GO): fatty acid binding
Source: RefSeq, a predicted model, not a curated record